Electrophorus electricus (electric eel) is the source of this 1429-nucleotide messenger RNA. Its product is annotated as claudin 3c. Lineage: Eukaryota; Metazoa; Chordata; Actinopteri; Gymnotiformes; Gymnotidae. Gene Ontology annotation, molecular function: structural molecule activity. The record is from RefSeq and is a predicted model, not a curated record. Gene Ontology annotation, cellular component: membrane; bicellular tight junction.
UACUUAGAGAGUGCAUAUAGCAGUCUUCUGGCAAAAUAGAAAACAUUUGUAUACAGAGAUUCUAACUUGUCAGUUUUUUCAGUCUACCCUUGCUUUUUUCUGGACAAAAGCACCUAUAAGGAGAAACUAUGUCAAUGGGAAUGGAGAUUGGGGGCAUUGGCCUUGGUGUGUUAGGCUGGAUCAUUGCUAUUGUCACCUGUGCUCUGCCUAUGUGGAGGGUCACAGCUUUUAUUGGAGCUAACAUUGUUACAGCUCAGAUCAUAUGGGAGGGCAUCUGGAUGACCUGUGUAGUUCAGAGCACUGGACAGAUGCAGUGUAAGAUCUAUGAUUCCUUACUGGCUCUCUCCCAGGACCUGCAGGCAGCCCGGGCCAUGAGUGUGAUCUCUGUUAUCCUGGGUGUGCUAGCUUUGUUAAUCUCCAUCAUGGGUGCAAAGUGCACCAACUGCAUUGAUGAUGAAGCAUCGAAGGCUAAAGUCAUGAUAAUCUCUGGGGUAUUCUUCAUCAUCUCUGGUAUGCUCACGUUAAUCCCUGUAUCCUGGACUAUAUCCGUCAUCAUCCAAGAUUUCUACAAUCCCAUGUUGAUCUCAGCUCAGCGUAGAGAGCUGGGAGCAUCGCUCUACUUAGGCUUUGCAGCUGCUGGGCUUCUCAUCAUUGGAGGAGCCAUGCUGUGCUGCACCUGCCCCCCAAAGGAAAGAAGGUACAAGCCCCCCAAAAUGGCCUACUCUGCUCCACGCUCUAUCAGUGGCUAUGACAAGAAGGACUAUGUUUGAAAUGGAUGAAAAAUAGAAGUUAAGACUUUAUCAUCCUAAGGAUGACGAAGAUGCCUCUGAAAAGACUCCGAGAUGAAGGAAGUCAUUGUUCUGUCAAUAUUUGCUUUGUGUUGUAUUUGCUGUGUGUUUUUGGAGUUGGUUUUAUGGGUGUGCCUGUCCAGAAUUUGCAAUGGGAAGUAAAAAAGUUGUUAGUCUUCUAAAAAAUGUAAUUAAUUAUAUUGAGUUGUUGCUAUUAUGACUGAGUAAAACAUUUUAUUAUUUUUAUUGUUACAUUACAUAGAUAAGUCUUUUUUCUUGGUUUGUUUAGGAAAUAAUAUAUAUUUUUAAAAAGUACAGCACUACAACUAAUGUUUUGAAAUACGGUAUGUGGUGAAGUAAAAGUUUCACCAAGCUUUGUCCCCUAAUUCAUGUGAAGCAAAAAGGAAGAGCUACUCUUUUACAUCUAUUUGCUUAUGAAAAUAUGAACAGGGACAGAAGCUGAAAAUGUAAAGGCUUUGCCUAGACCCUUCUUAACUCCUCUUUUAUUCCUUUUUAAAGGGUCUCAAUGGACUUGGUUGCACUGUAUUUAAAUGUACACAUGUUUAUGUCUCAAUUAUCAUGUAAAGUUUCUGCAAGUGUAACUGUUCUUGCCAUUUUACAUUAAGGAGUACAGACUGUGA